Messenger RNA from Vombatus ursinus (common wombat), 1693 nucleotides. RefSeq names its product fermitin family member 3 (gene FERMT3). The transcript is spliced from 9 exons. Bases 115 to 1239 code for a protein of 374 amino acids. The record is from RefSeq and is a predicted model, not a curated record. Gene Ontology annotation, molecular function: integrin binding. Gene Ontology annotation, biological process: platelet aggregation; cell-matrix adhesion; integrin-mediated signaling pathway. Gene Ontology annotation, cellular component: cell-substrate junction. Lineage: Eukaryota; Metazoa; Chordata; Mammalia; Diprotodontia; Vombatidae.
ACCAACCUGUCUGACGCCCGCCCUCUCCAGGCAGACCCGGUACGCCUCACGCAGCUCUAUGAACAGGCCCGCUGGGACCUGCUGCUGGAGGAGAUCGAUUGCACAGAGGAGGAGAUGAUGGUCUUUGCGGCACUGCAGUACCACAUUAACAAGCUGGCCCUGAGCGGGGAGCAGGACGACGCCCCGGGUGGCAGUGGCCUGGAUGAUCUGGACGCUGCACUGAAUAACCUGGAGGUGAAGCUGGCGGGCUCGGCCUCCACGGACGUGCUGGACAGCCUAACGGCCAUCCCUGAGCUCAAGGACCAUCUCCGCAUCUUCCGGCCCCGGAAGCUCACCCUGAAGGGAUACCGCCAAUACUGGGUUGUGUUUAAGGAGACCAUGCUCUCCUAUUACAAGAGCCAAGAGGAGGCCCCUGGAGACCCCAUACAGCAGCUCCAUCUUAAGGGCUGUGAGGUGGUACCCGACGUCAACGUCUCCGGCCAGAAGUUCUGCAUCAAACUUUUGGUACCUUCGCCGGAGGGCAUGAGCGAGCUCUACCUGCGCUGCCAGGAUGAGCAGCAGUAUGCCCAGUGGAUGGCCGGCUGCCGCCUGGCCUCCAAGGGUCGCACCAUGGCAGACAGCAGCUACCAGAGCGAGGUUCAGGGCAUCCUGGCCUUCCUUAGCCUGCAGCGGACAGGGGGAGGUGGAGGCACCGGCCCCACCAACCCCCAGGGCCCUGAAGCCAGCGGGGAGGCGCUCAACCCCCACGGCCUCGUCGCCCCUCGAUUCCAGCGGAAGCUAAAGGCCAAACAGCUGACCCCCCGAAUCCUGGAGGCACACCAGAAUGUGGCCCAGCUCUCUCUGUCCGAGGCCAAGCUCCGAUUCAUCCAGGCCUGGCAGUCCCUGCCCGACUUUGGCAUCUCCUACUUCGUCGUCAGGUUCAAGGGCAGCAGGCGGAAUGAGAUCCUGGGCAUCGCCAACAACCGUCUGAUCCGCAUCGACCUGGCCGUGGGCGACGUCAUAAAGACUUGGCGAUUCAGUAACAUGCGUCAGUGGAACGUCAACUGGGACAUCCGCCAGGUGGCCAUCGAGUUUGAUGAGCACAUCAACGUGGCCUUCAGCUGCGUGUCAGCCGGCUGCCGCGUCCUGCACGAGUACAUCGGCGGCUACAUCUUCCUGUCCACCCGGGAACGCGCCCGAGGCGAGGAGCUGGACGAGGAUCUCUUCCUGCAGCUUACUGGGGGCCAUGAAGCCUUCUGAGGCCCCCCGAGGGUCUCCUCCAUCCCCCCGCUGUGCCCAAGCAAGGCCUGGCGCUCUCACAAAAGCUUCCCCUCACUCCGUCCCCCCGCCCCAAAGCACACACUGCUGUCAUCACCCCUGGCGCCCACUUGGAGGGGGGCCCAGGCCUCGCCUCCUGUCUCCCUCCUCCCUGACAAAGCUCCCCACUUCCUUUGUGCAGGGAAAAGGGAGAGGCUGAGCAGGACGGCCUCCCCACCAGAGGCCGCUCAACCUGCCUGAGGCAUCGGCUCUCCCCUGCUCUGGAGGUGAGCCAGGCAGGCUGAGGGGCCCCAGGACCCAACUGCCAUCUGACCGCCACGCUCCAAGGCAAUCUGGACUCAGGGCUGCAGAGACACUCGGGCACAAUCACAAGAAGGAAAUGUUUUCUUUAUUAGUUUUUAUUUGUCUUUUUAUAAAUAAAUAUUUCACAGUUGGA